UCAUGGAUGCCAGUCAAAUUUGUUUCCGCUGAGCCAUGACGGGAACUCCAUGAAUUAUAUCUUAAUCAACCUUUUAUUUAAAAAAAGAAACUCAGAGGAGAGAGGCAUAUUAUAUGAGGCAAGUUCUACAAGGUUCAUUAAGGAAGUAUCUUGGAACAGAUCACAGAUCAGCUCAAGGAUGAUCACGGAAGGACCAGGGAGAAGGGGGCUCGUGGCAGAAGGAAUAGCACAGACAAAUGCACAGAGACACGAAGGAAGGUCACCCCAAUGAAUUAUGAUAGGAUAUAAUUAUAAUUGUAAUCCAAGCUGUGACUUUUGAGCUUGUGGGGGAAUGAUGGACCUGUGAGAUUUUUUUUUUAAAAAAAAGAAUUUGUAAUUUUGGAAGAGGUAAUACACUCACGUGGUACAAAAUGGAAGUCUCAAAAAAGGUGGUCAACGUGACGAAAAAUAUCACGCCUGUCUCUGUCUCCCCCUGCCUCGUCCCCACUCUCCCGCCCUGGGCCAUCACUACUGCCAGUCUUUCAUGUGUCCUUUAUGAGAUAUAUUACACACGUACGAAUAAAUACGCACAUGGGUUUCGUGUAAAUGGGACUGCAUCAUCAACAAUGUUUCACACUCUUCUUUCAGUACUAGCCCAAAACUUGAGGAUUCUUUCAAACUUGUAUACAAAAAACACAUUCUUUUUUAGUGGGUAUGUAGGAUGUACCACGUUUGACUAACCAGUUCUCUAUUAAGGGAUGUUUAGGUUGUUUCUAAUCUUUCUUUCUUACAAAAUUCUGCAAUGAAUAACCUCAGACACAGGAUGUUUUACAUAUGUCUGCAUUCAUCUGCCCAUGAAAUUCCUAGAAAUGAAACUGCUCCAUUAUAGAGCUUUUUCUUUUUUCUUUUUUUUUCUUUUUAAAUUUUGAGAGCUAUCCUCAUAUUGCCCUUGACCGGGAUCGUUCCAACUGAUGCCUCCAUCAACAAUCGGUGAGAGAGGCUGCUCCCCUACAUUUUGGGGGUCUGUGGGGAAACACUGUCAGAGACGAGUUCAUUCAGGGACUUGAAUACAAAGCCAAGAGGUUUGAACUUGAUCCACUGAUCAUGGACCCUCUGUCAGAAGGUUAGGCAGUGGGUGAGGGUGGGCAGGUUUGACGUUUUAAAGGCUUGUUUUCAUGAUGAUACCACAUGAAUUUUGUAGGCAAUUUUUUAUGCUCAAACAGGAAUGAGUGGUAAUGUGAUGAGGCAGAGAGUAGAAAAAUAUCUCCAUUAGGAUGGGAGCCCUGCUGGGGAGAAUGUGAUUAUCAAGUGGGCACAGCAGCCGCUCCAGACAAUGGGCUUGGGUAUGGGCACAAUGUGCUCUCUUCACUGCACCAUAACUCUAGCGUUCCUGCCAUUUUUCUUUUAUCACAUACUUCCUACAAGCUAAGGCCUCUCAUGAGACAUUUAGCCCCCAAAGGUCACCACACAAAACCAAUAACAAGGAAUUUUUAUCAGACGCUAACAGUUGACUCGAUGACAGGCAGACAAGUGAUACAGCAACUUUAUCUUUCUCUACAAGACCAUUUUGCAAAUUAAUUGGAUUUGGAACUGGCAAUGAACAAAGAGCCGGAAGAAGCAAAAAUGCAAACACAUUCAUCCUGAAUCUUUUGUCUCUGAAGUAAGAGGUUAGUUGCUAUUAUGUGAUACAGAAAGAGAAGGAAAGAUGGAUGGCAGUUAGUUGUGAAGGCACCAGCAUAUGAAGGACCUGAGAGCUAGCUCUACCCAGACAUGCCAGUGGUGGUUCAAGGAUGAGUGCCUUGACCUUGAUCCUCGUGGGGUUUGCUCUGAGGUUUAGGGCCAUCACUGCUAAGCCAGAGCAUGACAAUUCCUGCUCUGAGAACCAAGUGGGUUUCAGAGAUGCUUGCUAUGAAUUUGUGCCUCUCGGCCGCACCUUCUAUGGUGCCCAGAGCUGGUGUGAGGGCCAAGGAGGCCAUUUGGUCUUUAUUCGUGAUGAAAGCACCCAGCAAUUUCUGCAGAAGCACAUUUCCCAAGACAGGGAAUGGUGGAUCGGACUCACAGGGAAUUUGGCUCAGAAGGCAACCACGCAAGGGCCCGCGAUCUGGCUGGACACCUCAAACGUGAGCUACAGCCACUGGCGCCAAGGGCAGGAUGCUUCUGCUCCCAAGCUCUGCGGCUACAUGGGGAGAGACACUUCCUUUGGGUGGGUGGCCUCGGACAACUGCACACAGGAGUUCGCCUUCAUCUGCGAGUUUGGUGUCGGUCAGACCCUGGCCUGCGAGGGCCUCAAUGCGACCAUGCACUGCGGCUCGGGGGAUGUCAUCCAGAUCCAGGAUGCUUUCUAUGGCCGCCAGACUCCCCAUUAUUGCACUAAGGACGCCGGGCACCCCUCAUACCUGGAGGAGGCAUGCAGCUGGGUCAGCGUCAAGGAUGAAGUGGCAGGCCAGUGCCAGGGGCUGCAGGCCUGCCAGGUGGCAGCAGAUGGGACCUACUUUGGAGACCUGUGUCCCGGCCGGGGCAGCUACCUGUGGGUGCAGCACCAGUGCCGGGAAGGCCUGCAUCUAACGGUGUCCAAUGAGAGUUUCACCUUUGACAACGUCACCGUCUCCCUGACAUGGCUCCUCUCUCCUUACAUCGGAAACCUGUCCUGUAUCAUCAAUAUGGGAGAUGGCCACACUUUUGACCCCUACUAUCCUCCCAGCUUGUCCAGCAGCGUGAGCCACCAGUUCACAGCCCCUGGGGAAUUCACCGUGUUCGCUGAGUGUACGACCAGUGAGUGGCACGUGACGGCUCAGAAGCAAGUGACGAUGCGAGACAGAAUGGAGAGGCUCCGUGUGACUGGGUGCUCUGGUCUGUGCACGUCAGGCACCAGCCCUCUGUGCCAGGCAGUCUUCGGGGACCCUCUGUGGAUUCAGGUGGAGCUUGAUGGAGGAACAGGGGUGACCUACACUGUGCUGUCGGGUAACACCUCCCUGGCGGAGUUCACCACGCAGAGGGGCCCGCUCCCCUGCAAUCUGACCCUGGACAGAACAGUCCAGCAACAGACAGGCCCUGGGAUGCACCAGUUAGAGAUCCGAGCCACCAGCAACACCACCGCCUCUGCCCCCUCCAGAAACAUCACCGUCCACUUCGUGGAGCCUCUGUCAGGGCUGCAGGCCUCUUGGGCUUCUGACCACUUGGAGCUUGGACAGGACCUACUGGUCAAUGUCUCGGUGGCUCACGGCAUCCCAGAGGGACUGACCUUUGAGGUGGCAGGACUUGGUGCCACCUUUUCCCAUGAGGAAGAGAGCCUUGGAGGGCCAUUUGGGACUUACCGCGUGGCAGUUCCUCGUGAAGGCACCUUUCUGGUCACUGUGCUGGUGAGGAAUGCAUUCUCAAACUUGAGUUUGGAAAUUGGAAGCAUCACUGUCACAGGUAAGAAUUUUCUGCAAGGGAGGGAAAUUUGUGACCUGGAGUUUAGGACACUGAGAGAUAAAGGUGCGGAGCUGUACGUGGAGCCUGGCCGGUACCUGGAUCCUUUCACAACAGUGACUCUGGGCUGGCCCGACAGUGACAAGGACUUACGCUUCCAGUGGUCAUGUGCCCCAAGCCAGAAGGUAGCCACAAGUGUCAAGUUCAAGGUUCCUGAGUGGAUCACGGUAUUGGCCCCCCUCUCUUUCUCAGGGCGUUGCUGGGCUCAGUGGAUCGACUGUGUUGAGAGGCAGCUGCUCCACAUAGACCAGAGGGAGCUGGUGGUUCCGUCAUCCUGCCUGCCACCGCCUGACUCUGCCGUUACCCUGCGUCUGGAGGUCUGGAGAGGCCAGGAGCUGGAGAACCUGGAGGAGGAGUGCCUCUACAUAUCCGCGCCCCUGCAACUUAGGCCAAGAGUCAGCUGUGAGAAGAACUGCGGGCCCGUGAAUGCCGGCGGAGACGUCAGGCUCAAGGUCACCCUGGGAGACGACUCUGCAGCAGCCGUGUUCAGCUGGUAUUUAGAUGAAACCCCGCUGGAGAAGGCUGAGCCACUCCCGGAGGCCUGCAGACUCCGAGGAUUCUGGCCGCGUUCUUUACUUCUCCUUGAGAGAAACACCUCCACUCUGCUGUUGAAAGGCUCCUUCCUGAAGACCCGGGGCCAGGCCGCCCGAAUCAGAGUCACAGCUGUGGCCGGGCACGCCUAUGGGGAGGACACCUUUGUGAUCAGCUCCCUGCCUCCUCCGGAGGCGCCUACCUGCACCAUUGCCCCACAGGAGGGCACCGUUCUGACGAGCUUCGCCAUCUUCUGCAACGCCUCCGCCGCCCCGGGCCCCCUGGAGUACUGCUUCUGUCUGGAAUCAGGUUCCUGUCUGUACUGUGGUCCUGACUCUGCCCUCCCAUCAGUCUACCUGCCACUUGGAAAAGAAAGCAAUGACUUUGUGCUGACGGUGGUCAUCUCCGUCUCCAACCGCGAGGGGGACAGACAGCAGACCCACGCAGUGGUGAAGGUGGGGCGUGAGGACACCCGUGUGGAGGAUGAGGCAUUCCAGGCUGCAGUGUGGGACACGGUCACUGCUGCUCUGCAGGGCGGGCAGGGCCCUGAGCAGCUCUUCCAGCUGGCCAGAUCCGUAUCAUCCCUGCUGGACCAGCAGUGCCAGGGGCCAGGCUCCGGGCGGCCGCAGAGAGUGGAUGCCAGACAGAAGGUCAGGGAGCGUAUCCUGGGGUCACUGGCUGUGGCCAGUGCCACGCUGGGGGACAUGCCGAGGGUGCAGGAGCUGGCUGAGGUGCUGAAAGAGGUGACUCAGCGCAGUGAGGAGCUCACGCCCUCGGCUCAGCGGGAGGCCAGCUGGGCUCUGCAGCACGCCAGUGAGGCCCUGUUGGCCGUGAGUGCCAAGGCCCAUCCUGAGGACCAGAGGCGCCAGGCGGCUACCAGGGACCUGUUUCAGGCUGUAGGCAGUGUGCUGGAAGCAUCUCUGAGGGACAGAGCAGAAGAGCCCGCAAAGGCUAACGGCAGCCAGACAGUCACAGUGUCCCAGCUGCUCAGAGCCGUGGAACGUGUCCAGGAUACCCUCCUGCUGGGGAGACUGCCCGGGGGCCUUCCAACCACACUGGCCACACCCUCCAUCUCCGUGUAUACAAACAGAAUACUGCCGCAGGGUUGGCGAGGCUCCUCCGUGCACGUUGCUGCAGCCAGCUCUGCGACCUUCACCCUGCCCGCUGCCCCCUCCCUCGGCUCCAUGGAAGAUAGUCGGGAGCCUGUGGACAUAAGGAUGAUGAGUUUCCCAAAAAGCCCCUUUCCAGCCCGAAGUCCCCUUGAUGUCAGUGGAACUAUUGGUGGCCUCUCUCUGACCAGCCCCAGUGGACAGCUCAUCCCUGUGAAGAACCUAUCAGAGAACAUCGAGAUUCUGCUGCCUCAGCUUUCUGAAGGACACGGCAAGCCAACCGUGUUGAACCUGACCAGCCCUGAAGCUUUGCGGGUGAACCUGACUUCAAGGGGAGUGGCUUUGGGGAUCCAGCUGCACUGGAGGCCUGACAUACCACUCAUGCUCAGCCUGGGCUAUGGCUACCACCCCAAUGAGACCAGCUAUGACGCCAAAGCUCACUUCCCGCCGAUGGCUGCUUCAGACGGGCUGUCCACAUGGAUCCUGAGCCCAGAUGACCUAUAUUUUGGAGAAGGCAUCUACUAUCUGGCUGUGAUCCCUGAGUCUGACCUGGAGCCAGCCCCUGGCAGGGACCUCUCAGUCGGCAUCACCACCUUCUUGUCCCAUUGUGUGUUCUGGGAUGAGGUCCAGGGGACUUGGGACAACUCUGGCUGCCAGGUGGGGCCACGGACCACCCCCCAGACCCACUGCCUCUGCAACCACCUCACCUUCUUUGGAAGCACGUUCCUGGUGAUGCCCAAUGCCGUUGACAUCCGCCAGACCGCUGACCUCUUUGCCACCUUUGAAGACAACCCUGUGGUCGUGACCACCGUGGGCUGCCUCUGCGUGGCCUAUGUGCUGGUGGUGAUCUGGGCGCGGAGGAAGGAUGCUCAGGAUCAGGCCAAGGUGAAGGUCACAGUGCUGGAAGACAACGAUCCCUUUGCCGAGUACCACUACCUGGUGACAGUCUAUACCGGACACCGGAGGGGCGCAGCCACAUCCUCAAAGGUGACUGUCACCCUAUAUGGUCUGGAUGGAGAGAGUGAGCCCCACCACCUGUCAGACCCUGACAUCCCGGUUUUUGAGCGAGGAGGAGUGGACGUCUUCUUACUCUCCACCCUGUUUCCCCUGGGGGAGCUGAGGAGCCUGCGGCUGUGGCAUGACAAUUCAGGGGACAGGCCAUCCUGGUAUGUGAGCCGGGUGCUGGUGCAUGACCUGGCCAUGGACCGGAAGUGGUACUUCCUCUGCAACUCAUGGCUGUCCAUUGACAUCGGAGACUGUGUCCUCGACAAGAUAUUUCCGGUGGCCACAGAGCAGGACAGGAAACAAUUCAGCCACCUGUUUUUCAUGAAGACCUCCAUGGGCUUCCAGGAUGGCCACAUUUGGUAUUCCAUCUUCAGCAGCUCAGCUCGGAGCAACUUCACCCGUGUCCAGAGGGUGUCCUGCUGCUUCUCCCUGCUGCUCUGCACCAUGCUGACCAGCAUCAUGUUCUGGGGUGUCCCCAAGGACCCGGCUGAGCAGAAGAUGGACUUGGGUAAAAUCGAGUUCACCUGGCAGGAAGCAAUGAUUGGGCUGGAGAGCUCUCUCCUCAUGUUCCCCAUCAACCUCCUGAUCGUUCAAAUCUUUCGGAACACCCGGCCCCGGAGAACCAAGAAGCAGAGCACUGGGAGAUGGGCUGGGGGGCCCCUCGGCCCGGCCCCCUCACUACAGCCCAUGGAGGAUGGCCUUCCGACGCUGGAAGCAGUGACCAAGGAUUUGUGGAGACUCGUCAGCUCCUUGUUCAAAGCUCUGAAGGUGCCACCUCCUGGCUCCUGCUGGGACUCCGGGGACUCGAUGGACAUCAACCAACUGCUGGCCUUGGUGGAAGACGUUGUUUGUCGGCAGCACAAGCCAGGGCAGGUGUUCUGGGAGGAAGCUGGACAGAGAGGGAGCCCUUUAACACAUGCUCUUGGGUCUGCACAAGCAAAAGGUAGGUCGCAAUGUUCCACGCCCAAGGUGGGCCCAAGUGAGGCUUGGAAGGACCUUGCCUACAGGCAGUGUCUCUACCUUCAGCUGGAGCACGUGGAACAGGAGCUGCUGCUGGUGGGGACCCGGGGCUACUCCCAGUGUCAGAGCCACACCCAGGCGCUGAGGCAAUUGCAGACCCUGAAGGACCUGGGGGAACAGGCUGGAACUCUAUCCCCAAAACACACCAGCUCCCUGCAGGCAAGCAAGCCCCCUCGAGGCCUGCCCUGGUGGUGUGUCCUGGUGGGCUGGCUCCUGGUGGCGGCCACCAGCGGAGUGUCAGCCUUCUUCACCAUGCUCUAUGGCCUGCACUAUGGACGGGCCAGCUCCCUCAAGUGGCUCAUCUCCAUGGCUGUCUCCUUUGUGGAGAGUGUGUUUGUCACCCAGCCCUUGAAGGUGCUGGGAUUUGCUGCUUUCUUUGCACUGGUCCUGAAGAGAGUGGAGGACGAGGAGGAGCCUGUGGCCCCCCUUCCAGGACGUCUCUCCAGCCCAGACGCUGCCGCCUUGUUCCGAGCACGAAGAAAGAGCAGAAGGGACAGCUACCAGCCGCCUCUGGCCUCUGACAUCGAGAGGAUGAAAGCCACCCGCCUCAAGGAACAGAAGGCAUUUGCCUUGAUCAGAGAAAUCUUGGCCUACGUGGGCUUCUUGUGGAUGCUGCUGCUGGUGGCCUAUGGGCAGAGGGACCCCAGCGCCUAUCACCUCAACAGACACCUCGAGCACAGCUUCACCCAAGGCCUUUCAGCUGUGCUGGGCUUCCAGGAAUUCUUCACGUGGGCCAACACCACGCUCCUGAGCAACCUGUACGGUCAUCACCCAGGAUUUAUCACUGAUGGGAACUCCAAGCUGGUUGGCAGUGCCCAGAUUCGCCAAGUGAGGGUCCAGGAAAGCUCUUGCCCUCUUGCCCAGCAGCUGCAGGCUUCUCUUGAUGGAUGCCGUGCGCCAUAUUCCCUGGAUGUCGAAGACUUGUCAGACUAUGGGGAAGGCUGGAAUGCAUCCAUCUUCAAUAAGAGCAAUGGCUUUCCCCAGGCUUGGCAGUACAGGAGCCAGAGCCAGCGCCGAGGGCAUCCCAUCUGGGGCAAACUCACUGUGUACCGGGGAGGAGGUUACGUGGUCCCCUUGGGGACGGAUCGCCAAAGUGCCUCUAGAACUCUCCAGUACCUCUUUGACAACACCUGGCUGGACAGCCUGACCAGAGCCGCGUUUGUGGAGUUCACGGUCUACAACGCCAACGUCAACCUGUUCUGCAUCGUCACUCUGACCCUGGAGACCAGUGCCCUGGGAACCUUCUUUGCGCACGCGCACCUGCAGAGCCUGCGCCUGUACCCCUUCACAGACGGCUGGCACCCCUUUGUAGUAGCGGCAGAGAUUGUCUACUUCCUGUUCCUCCUCUACUACAUGAUCGUGCAGGGCAAGCUCAUGAGGAAGCAAAAGUGGUGUUAUUUCUGCAGCAAGUGGAACCUUCUGGAGUUGGCUAUCAUCCUGGCCAGCUGGAGUGCCCUGGCACUGUUUGUCAAGAGAGCCAUCCUGGCGGAGCGUGACAUCCAGCACUACCGGAAACACAGAGAGGAGGGCAUCAGUUUCAGUGAGACAGCAGCAGCCGAUGCGGUCCUUGGCUACAUCAUUGCCUUCCUGGUACUCCUGUCCACAGUGAAGCUUUGGCAUCUGCUCAGGCUGAACCCCAAAAUGAACAUGAUCACAUCAGCCCUGCGUCGUGCCUGGGGGGACAUUUCAGGCUUUAUCAUCAUCAUCCUUAUCAUGCUCCUGGCUUACUCCACUGCAUCAAACUUAAUAUUUGGUUGGAAACUCCGUUCCUACAAAACCCUCUUUGAUGCGGCAGAAACGAUGAUCAGCCUUCAGCUAGGAAUCUUCAACUAUGAGGAGGUCCUGGACUAUAGCCCAGUGCUUGGCUCUUUCCUAAUUGGGUCCUGCAUCAUUUUCAUGACAUUUGUGGUGCUGAAUCUGUUUAUCUCUGUCAUCCUAGUGGCUUUCAACGAGGAGCAAAAAUACUAUCAGCUGUCGGAGGAAGGCGAGAUCGUCGAUGUGCUACUGAUGAAGAUACUCAGUUUCCUGGGCAUUAAGUGUAAAGGGCAGGUGCCCAGAAGCAGCAGUGAGCAGGCUGAGCGGCUGUCAGAGGCCUGGCCCCCUCAACUGGAAUCAUCUGUGCCCCAAGUUUAAGCUGCUGGUCCACAUACCACCAUCUGUAGAAUGGGGGAAGACCAGUACCUUGUUCCUGUGCCUACCAGUGAUUCUAUAAUGUCUCUCCAGAUUAAUAUUUUUCUGUGUCCAUAGAAGCCUGGCAAGUAAAAUAAAUAAAUAAAUAAAUAAGAAAAAUACAUA
Messenger RNA from Sus scrofa (pig), 9410 nucleotides. NCBI's taxonomy places the organism in Eukaryota, Metazoa, Chordata, Mammalia, Artiodactyla, Suidae. The record is from RefSeq and is a predicted model, not a curated record.